Molecule: messenger RNA, 1776 nt
Organism: Aspergillus caelatus
Lineage: Eukaryota; Fungi; Ascomycota; Eurotiomycetes; Eurotiales; Aspergillaceae
Product: CocE/NonD family hydrolase
Exons: 3
Coding region: 1-1776 (591 amino acids)
Molecular function (GO): dipeptidyl-peptidase activity
Source: RefSeq, a predicted model, not a curated record
AUGCCGAAUCCCAUCAAAGAUAUUACCCGCGUAGACGCGGCCUCGUUUCCUUAUAUCUACGAAGAAAAUGUCACAAUUCCCUUGAAGAACAACGCCGGACUAAUUCGGUGCAAUGUCUAUCGGCCCAGGGAUGUCGAGAACUCUCCGGUGUUGGUUACCUACGGGCCAUACGGGAAGGAUAUCCACUACAAAGAUUUCCACGCUAAGUCUUAUAGCGAAGUUAAUCCGGAGCAUCACUCUGAUCAUUCGGCAUGGGAAACUCCAGAUCCUGGCUUCUGGACCAAGCAUGGCUAUGCCGUUGUUCGAGCCGACGAGCGCGGCUUAGGUCAGUCGCCCGGUGUUUUGGACACCAUGUCGCGGGGCACUAGCGAAGCCUUCGUUGAUGUAGUGGAAUGGGCCGCUGAGCAGCCGUGGUCAAGUGGGAAGGUUGGUCUUCUAGGCAUCAGCUACUAUGCUGGUAGCCAGUGGCGUGUCGCUGCCCGUCAGCCCAAAGGCCUUGCUUGUAUUAUUCCCUGGGAAGGCAUGUCGGAUUAUUACCGCGACCGAUGCCGUCAUGGAGGUAUUCUGUCGAACUCUUUUAUUAAGUUCUGGUGGAAUCGCCAGGUGAUCACCAAUCAAUAUGGACGGCCUGGACGCGCUGCCCGCAAUUGGGGGCCCGAUACUAUUGAAGGUGACCUGUCAGAGGAAGAAUUAUUGGCGAAUCGCAACGACCAGACGAUCGAUAAUGCCACCCACAAGUUCCGUGAUGAACCAUACUAUGCCUCCAAAGAAUAUAAUAUGGAGGAUAUUAAGGUCCCGUUGCUCUCCGUUGCGAACUGGGGUGGUAUUCUCCUACACCUACGUGGCAACGUGAUCGGCUAUAUGAAUGCAGGUUCGGAACACAAAUAUUUAAGAUUCAUAACUGGACGCCAUGAUUUGCCAUUCUACUAUCAUGAAGAGGUCGAGCUGCAGAGAAGCUUCCUGGAUGCUUUCCUCAAGGGAGAGGAUCGAGAGGGAUGGAGCAAUGGCCAGGCACCCAAGGUGGACGUUUUGCUGCGCAAAGGAAAUGUCGGCUUUGACAACGCUGAGGCUGAAAGAGCCUAUACUCGGCGUACUGAGAAUGAAUGGCCCAUCGCUCGCACGCAGUACACGAAAUUCUUCCUCACGCCAGACCUUCAGUUACAGACCCAAUCACCACAGUCAAAAUUAGUCAAGGUUGAUUAUCGCGCAUUGGGCACUCUGGACAACCCUCAGCUUAUCCAAUUUACUACUCCUGCUUUUGAACAGGAAACGGAGAUCACCGGCCAUAUUGUCGCUCAUUUGAACGUAUCUGUCAGCCCUGAUAAGGGAGGUCCGCUUCCCUCCGACAUUGAUCUCUUCCUGACACUGCGCUAUAUCUCCCCAACCGGUGAAGAGGUAUACUACACUGGUACCGCUGGAGACCCCGUACCGCUGGCCAAGGGUUGGCUGCGCGUAAGUAUGCGCAAGGUGAACGAGAAGCACUUGCGCCACCAGGAGUAUUUGCCGCAUCGUGAUUACUUUUCAACGGAUGUCUUACCUGUCAUGCCCGGUGAGGUCUAUCCGGUAGAUGUAGAGAUCUGGCCGAGCAACGUAGUAGUCGAACAAGGUGGUAAACUGGUCCUGGAGGUGGCGUCGGGCGAUACUCAGGGAUCCGGAAUCUUCCAGCACAAUGACCCCAGUGAUCGCUCCCCCGAGAAGCUGCAAGGAACCAACCACAUACAUUUUGGGCCUGCGUACGAGAACUAUGUGACUCUUCCCGUGAUUCCGGCCAAAUGA